Molecule: messenger RNA, 1320 nt
Organism: Schistosoma turkestanicum
Lineage: Eukaryota; Metazoa; Platyhelminthes; Trematoda; Strigeidida; Schistosomatidae
Source: the annotation of a GenBank genome assembly
AUGAUUACACAGUACAACUUCUACUACUGUUUAACCAUUUCUUCUCAUGAUGCCAAGUUUUUCCAAUUUUUUUCCCUGGUUAAUUGUUUGAUACACACAUCGAUAAACGCUACUACUACUACUACUACUACUACUACUACUACUACUACUACUACUACUACUACUACUACUACUACUACUACUACUACUACUACUACUACUACUACUACUACUACUAUUACUACUACUACUAUCACUACUACUACUAUCACUACUACUACUACUACUACUACUACUAUCACUACUACUACCACUACUACUACUACUACAACAACUACUACUAUUAUUAUUAUUAUUAUUAUUAUUAGCAGUAACAAUUGUCAGCGUAUUAGAAAUAUUUCUGCCAAACUGUUUUAUUAAUUACUGACUGAUAUUGUUAUCUGUUAGCCCACUCAUUGGACUAUUACUACUGCUGUUACAGUUGCUGCUGUCAGAAAAUGAAGAAAAAAGCCCAGUGUGUUACACCCAACACUUCUUAACUACAUAGUUUGAAUUCUUUCUGUAUUUUUAUUCUUUUAUCUGUGAUAAAAUGUCAAGCACAACCGGCUUGCCAAUUCAAUAAGGUGUGUGUGUGUAUUCAAGUGUUUCGACAGUUUUUUUUGUUUGGUUUUUCCAGUGCAUUAUUGAUUUCCAUCUUUCGGUUUUUGAGAAAAUCAAUAAUCAAUUGAUUUUAUUUUUCUAUUACUAUCGGUCAUUAUUAUUAUUAUGAAUAUUAUUACUGGUACUGCAACCAGCCUGGGAGACAUAGUUGUACUUCUGCAUCUAUAUACAUAUAUAUAUAUAUAUAUAUAUACUACUAUCACGACUCCUGUAAACAGUAGUAUCUAGCGUAUAUUUCAAUGAACAAUAGAAAAGUAAACAAAUAUUCAUAUCGUUUUUUUCGUAAAUAUUUAAAAUCCAGAGGAGGAAACAUUAGACCAACUUUGAAUACACCAACACACACACACACGCACUCUCUCUGUGUGUGUUAGUUACUUCCUUCGUUUCAUCUCUCUUGUUCUCACUAGGUCCGGCAAAAUGAUUUCCAACUGGAAAUUGUGGCUUGAUUCAAACUUUUGAGUAUUCUCCAUUUCGAUUAACACAUACACUGAAAUUAACUAGCUAACCUUUCAUUCAAUAGAAUUUUGUUUUUAUUGUAUUGUUCAUUUGUUAUGCACUUUUUCGCCUUUUCUAUUCUUAACAAAAUUUUUAUACAGUCUGUCAUUGUUUUUAUAAAAAUUAUUUAUAGUAAUAAUAAUAACGUAGUUUCAAUGAAACGUUGUCUGUCUUUGACAAAACUUU